Molecule: messenger RNA, 1200 nt
Organism: Symbiodinium sp. CCMP2456
Lineage: Eukaryota; Dinophyceae; Suessiales; Symbiodiniaceae
Source: the annotation of a GenBank genome assembly
AUGGUGGCCUUGCCCUUUUUCGAUAUCGUCACCAUGGGCUGGGUCAAGACCUGGGAGCGCCACGUCGGCAAGGUUAGCAUGGACGACUUUAAGGCCUUCCACGUGUUUGCAGACAACCAGUUUGAUGACGCCAACAGUGCCUACACCGUCAUGGAUACGUCGGAGGAUGGACACGUAGACUUGACUGAGUUUCGAAAGUUCCUGAAUGACCUGAAGAAGCCCAUCGUCAAGGAGGAACAGGUCCUCUUUACAUUCAAGGGUUUGGAUGAGAAUUUCGACGACAAGCUGACCGCAGAAGAAUGGGACAAAGGCCUUUCAGAGCCUGACUUCUACUACUGGGAAAUCACGACGACCACCACGAUGCCGGCAGCAGACGAGCCUUCGUCUGCCGAGGAGAGGCAGAGGGCUGCUGCAGAGGAGGAAGCGCGAGCCCGGGAGCAGGCGGCACGGGAGCAGGCAGAGAGGGAAAGAAAAAGGGCCGAGCGGGAAGCUGCCAAGCACCACCCGGAACCCAGACCGACUCGCCCUGAAGCCAGGAUCGAGAAGACGCCGCCCGAGGCUAUUUGGAAGGACGAGGUGUCAAUGGAGCAGCUGAUCAACCACAUGGGUGAUGCAGGUAAGGGAUCUCCGCAGCAUGCGCUGCGCAGCUUCGAUAGCGACAGCGACGGCAUCGCGGCACAUGGCGAGUUCAUGGAUGGCCUGGGGAAGCUGCCGCAACCUGUGAAGGGCGAAGCCGCGGAGGGCGUCUUCCAAAGCUUGGAUCUGAACAAGGAUGGCAUGGUGACCGGCCAGGAGUUCGCCAAUGCAUUCAACCAGAAGCACUAUGUGCAAGCACGUGGGCCGCGACCAGAGGCCCAGUCUCACCCAAAGCCGGACAACGGGCGAAAGAGGGAGGUCCUGAAGGACUUGGGUCUUUCGCAGGCGCCGGUCACCAUUACCCAGUUCGCGCAGGGCAUGGGCUCAGUCACUCCCGAGACCGCCUUCAAAGCUCUGGAUGCGGAUCAGAAUGGAGAGAUCUCAGAAAGCGAAAUGGUGAGGUUCGCAAAGGCAUUCCUGCCGCCCCUCACAGAGAAUCAGGCGCGCUAUGCCCAGAAAGGAUUGGAUGUUAACGGUGAUCGGCGUGUUGUGCCUCAGGAGAUGUAUGACACGUUGAAAUUUGGAGAGUUUUUCCCGACGGAGGAGCAGGCUCGAUCUUCGUAG